AUGCCAGUAACCUGUAUCGAUUGUGGGCGCCAGUUUGCGCGCCAUUACGACCUCCUACGCCAUCAGAUUCCGAAAAUAAAUUGCCCUAAUCAUACUUGCUCAAAGUCUUUUCGCUUUGACAAAAAGAAUGACUUCAAGGCCCAUAUAAGAGCACGCCAUGCCGGGCAGCUUGACGAUGCCCUAUGUGAGAACUAUUUUGAAGCAAAAAAACGUGCGUUGUUCCCCAUUCCUGGGGUCUGUAUAGGAGCAACAUCGUCGGCAGAGAGAUCGAGUACGCCGACGUCUGAAGCCCCGUCGUCGGAAGUCCCAUCGUCAUCCAUGACAAGUGCCCGCUGGGAGCAGGCAGAUCUGACCACAAGAUAUUUUGGGGUGGAUGGUAUGCAUCAACCCUCUAGUCAAAGCUCUUGUUACAACGAUUCACCGGUUGAGGGCUUCAACCUAUCUUUCGAUGUCGACACAUGGUGGUUGUACUCCGCAAGCCAUUGA
This is a messenger RNA of Talaromyces proteolyticus, 486 nucleotides long. RefSeq lists its product as uncharacterized. NCBI's taxonomy places the organism in Eukaryota, Fungi, Ascomycota, Eurotiomycetes, Eurotiales, Trichocomaceae. The coding region runs from base 1 to 486 and encodes 161 amino acids. The transcript is spliced from 2 exons. The record is from RefSeq and is a predicted model, not a curated record.